This is a messenger RNA of Nezara viridula (southern green stink bug), 351 nucleotides long. The record is from the annotation of a GenBank genome assembly. NCBI's taxonomy places the organism in Eukaryota, Metazoa, Arthropoda, Insecta, Hemiptera, Pentatomidae.
AUGAGUGAACUAGUGUGGGGAAUCAAAAAUGGGGAUUUGGAGAUCGUCAAAGAUUUAGUAGAGAGUAAGGAAAUAGAUAUCAACAAAGAAAUUGAUGGCAGGCCUCCCCUUCACUAUGCUGCUGAUUUCGGACAACCUCAUGUCAUUGAAUAUUUAGUAUCGAAAGGAGCUGACAUUAAUGCAAAAGACAAACAUGGUAUUUCUGCUCUUCUUGCUGCCAUUUGGGAAGGACAUACUAGCUGUGUAAGGACUCUUUUGGACAAGGGAGCAGAGAAGAUUGGUUCCGCUCCAGAUGGAACAAAUUACCUAGACUGUGCAGAUAAAGCUGAAAUCAAACAGCUUCUUCAAUAG